This is a messenger RNA of Oreochromis niloticus (Nile tilapia), 1693 nucleotides long. RefSeq names its product developmentally regulated GTP binding protein 2 (gene drg2). The transcript has 14 exons. Gene Ontology annotation, molecular function: GTPase activity; GTP binding. The record is from RefSeq and is a predicted model, not a curated record. Bases 171 to 1265 code for a protein of 364 amino acids. Lineage: Eukaryota; Metazoa; Chordata; Actinopteri; Cichliformes; Cichlidae.
UGUAACGACAUUGACACAUGCGGUAAAAGUUUCCCGAGUUUUCUUGUUUCCUCCCGGACAUUUCACUGGAACGGACCGUGUUCCGGUUGGUGAUGUCGGUUAACUGUGCAUGCUGUCGAGUGUAUCCUCUGCUAAAGUUGUAAGUGUUGACACCUGUCUGAACCUCAGCCAUGGGAAUCCUGGAGAAAAUCGCGGAAAUAGAGAAAGAAAUUUCUCGAACACAGAAAAACAAAGCCACUGAGUACCAUCUGGGUUUGCUCAAGGCCAAGCUAGCCAAAUACAGAGCUCAACUUCUGGAGCCCUCCAAGUCAGCAGGGGCCAAAGGGGAGGGGUUCGAUGUCAUGAAAUCAGGAGAUGCUCGUGUCGCUCUCAUCGGUUUCCCCUCUGUGGGUAAGUCCACCUUUCUUAGCUUGAUGACAUCAACGGAAAGUGAAGCUGCUUCCUAUGAGUUUACGACCCUCACCUGCAUACCUGGUGUCAUAGAGUAUAAAGGGGCCAACAUCCAGCUGCUAGAUCUGCCAGGAAUCAUUGAGGGUGCUGCUCAAGGCAAGGGUAGAGGUCGGCAGGUCAUCGCUGUUGCCAGGACAGCAGAUGUUGUCAUCAUGAUGUUGGAUGCCACCAAAGGAGAUGUUCAGAGGGUACUUCUAGAAAAGGAGUUGGAGUCAGUGGGCAUCAGACUCAACAGAACAAAACCAAAUAUUUAUUUCAAGCCCAAGAAAGGUGGAGGCCUCUCCUUCAACUCCACAGUUCCUCUCACCCAGUGCUCAGAGAAGCUCGUUCAGCUCAUACUUCAUGAAUACAAAAUCUUUAAUGCAGAGGUUCUCUUCAGGGAGGAUUGCACACCAGACGAGUUCAUUGACGUCAUUGUUGGGAACAGAGUUUACAUGCCUUGUCUAUAUGUGUACAAUAAGGUGGAUCAAAUCUCCAUCGAGGAAGUGGACCGCCUAGCACACAGACCUCACAGUGUUGUCAUCAGUUGUGGGAUGAAGCUGAAUCUGGAUUACCUUCUGGAAACGUUGUGGGAAUAUCUGGCUCUGAUCUGCAUUUAUACAAAGAAAAGAGGAGAGCGCCCUGACUUUAAUGAUGCCAUCAUCAUGAGAAGAGGAGCAAGUGUAGAACAUGUGUGUCAUCGAAUCCACAGAACUUUAGCCAGCCAGUUCAAAUAUGCCCUGGUUUGGGGAACCAGUACCAAGUACAGCCCUCAGAGAGUGGGUCUAACGCACAUCAUGGAGCACGAGGACGUCAUCCAAAUUGUUAAGAAGUAAAAAGAAAGACGAAAAGCUUCUGUUUGGACAGAGGAGGAACUCGCCAGGAGAGGAGGAGAAAAUAAACUGUAUAGUAGAGAAUGAAAACAAAAUAAUACCCACCAUCCUUAUUUUGUAUAUGAAAAUUAAGAGAGGCAGUGAAUCAAAGACCUUACAAGAAUUGGACAAGGACAGAAAAUGGUGUAUUUUACCUUUUGAUUAAGAUAAAGAGACACAAGAUGCAUUGAUUCAGAGAGAAUAUGGAUGGAAUAAAGUCCAUACAACAUUUCCAGUCUUUUUAUGUGUUUUAUUUGUAGCCUUAUCUCAAUCUUAGAUUGAGGCGCAUGCAAACCAUGUAAGUUUUUAUGUUUCUGUGUCCUUUAUUAUUAUUAUUAUUAUUAUUAUUUGUUUUGUUACACUUCUUUUGUCAAAGUAAAGAUUACUUUUUG